Brugia pahangi is the source of this 1725-nucleotide messenger RNA. Lineage: Eukaryota; Metazoa; Nematoda; Chromadorea; Rhabditida; Onchocercidae. The record is from the annotation of a GenBank genome assembly.
AUGGUGUUAAGAAGCAGUGGAAUAUUAUUUUCACGAAAUUUACUCUAUAUUGUAAUCGCCUUUUUCAUUAGUUCGGUGCGUAACGUAGAAACCAUACCGAUUGAUAACUCCCUCGCAGAUGCUGAAAUAAUCAAAGAUUGCGUUACAAAUAAAAGCGUUGACCUGGUACUUGUAUUGGAUGGUUCCGGUUCAAUUGGUGAUGAAACUUUCCAAUUGCUUCUCAAUUUCGCAGUGCAUAUCCUACGAAGGAUAAAUAUCACAGAGGAUGGUAGUCGAAUGGGUAUCAUUCAGUAUGCUGAGAAUCCUCAACUUGAAAUUACACUUAAUCAAUACAGUCAUUCUAAUCAGAUGGAAUGGGCUAUCCAACAGAUUAAAUAUCUGUCAGGUGCAACAAAUACGGGAGCUGCGCUUAAAUUUGCUCUGGAACGAGGUUUUCAGAAUGCACGAGGAGGUAAUAUUCCAAAAGUAGCAGUAGUAGUAACCGAUGGUCAGUCUCAGGACAGUGUUGCUGAAAGCGCACAACAAUUGAGAGAUGCGCAUGUGAUGGUGUAUGCAGUUGGUGUUACGAAUUUAGUUAAUGUACAUCAGUUACAUCAGAUAGCUGGAAAUCCAGCAAGAGUGCUUACGGUUGAAUCAUUCGACGAGUUGAGCAAAACUCUUGCAGAUUCACUUACUUGGGAUAUGUGUAAAACUGAAUUUAGACCGGGCACACCUGAUAUAAUCUGUGGUCCGGAUCGAAUUGGUGUGCGAGCAUCAACAAAGAAUCCAUUUGACGGGUACGUCUUUAUUAUGGAUCAUUUUCAUAAAAAGGAAUGCCGGGCGGGUCCCGAGGAAUUUCCAGAUGCUCGAAGUAUCGGUAUUACUAUACCGUUCACCGAAUGCAACAUACAUCGAUAUCGCUCAUUGAGCCCACGAGGUAUCUUCGUUGAAAUGACAGUUGUCUUCAUGUUUCAUGCGCUAUUUAUGACAAAAGUUGAUCAAAUGGUGAAAGUGCAGUGUUUUUAUAUGGAAGCUGAUAAGUCCGUAUCAGUACCAAUGGAAGUUAGCAUGAUCACAACACAGUUUCGUGAAAAGAUGUACGAGAUGCCUCGUUGUCAAUACACCCUGAGGCGUGGGUCACAGGACGGACCUGUUGUAGAGUAUGCACAACUUGGUGAAAAUGUCUACCACCGUUGGGAAUGCCAAGAUCAGACUGAUACAUUUGGAAUGCUUGUGCAUUCAUGCUACGUUGAUAACGGUUUUGGCGAUCGAGUAGAUAUUCUGGAUAAUAAAGGAUGUGGAGUGGAUGCUGUUUUACUGAUGACUCCAGAAUAUGAUGAAACACUGAGACUAGCAACGAAGCCGUACCAUGUUUUCAAAUAUGCCGAUAGACCUGUAUUACAAUUUCAGUGUCAGAUAACCUUGUGCCUUAAAUUGGAUGCAGGCUGUAUCGGACUGACACCGCCGAAUUGUCCGAAACUGGAACACAAUCAUAUACACAAUCAUGGUCAUGCACAUGGGCAAAAUGAAAUACGCCGUGCUCGGUCAGUCCUGGAAUUUAAUACCCUGGAUGUAUUUACGCCACAGUUACAUAUUGUUGAACAUUUACCACAGUGUUCUAAUCCUACCAUUCAAUUUCCUUCAUUCUAUGUUGUAAUAACUGUUACCAGUAUCAUACUAAAUAUCCUCUUGUCUACUCUUAUAUCAAUACCAUUUCUGAAAUCUAGGAAGAAUGGUAACGUAUGA